This is a messenger RNA of Hyla sarda, 1462 nucleotides long. RefSeq names its product troponin C2, fast skeletal type (gene TNNC2). Gene Ontology annotation, molecular function: calcium ion binding. The coding region runs from base 350 to 880 and encodes 176 amino acids. The transcript has 6 exons. The record is from RefSeq and is a predicted model, not a curated record. Gene Ontology annotation, cellular component: myosin II complex. NCBI's taxonomy places the organism in Eukaryota, Metazoa, Chordata, Amphibia, Anura, Hylidae.
CCAAAUUCCAAACGCGGACUGCGUUUCCAUCAAAGGGGACGACACCUAUCUGCGCAGUCAAAGAUGCUCUGCAUAUAUGUAUAUCUCCAGGCGACGAGUGCACAGUGUGAACGGGAACCUAAAAGUUAUUCCGAGGGGAAUUCCACUUCGCAUUCAAAGAAUUGGCACGACCCGUAAUUGGCGCUUAUUUAACCGUGUCUGGAAUAAAAAAAUUCCUUUGAGUCCCGCCGCAGAAUUUCUCCGAAAGAAUGUUCAUUCUGUCAGCGUAAUCCGGAUUCCUGAAUUUCCAAGGCGGACAUUCCACCGCGGAAAUUUUGCAAUGUGAACUGUGCAGUGAAAUCCUAUUGAAAUGAAGGGGAGUCUGCUGCAACUGGAAUCCACACAGAAUUUCCUCUUGCCUACAGACCAGCAGCAAGAUGCGAGGUCCUUCCUCAGCGAGGAAAUGAUCGCCGAGUUCAAGGCCGCCUUUGACAUGUUUGACACAGAUGGCGGCGGUGACAUCAGCACCAAGGAGUUGGGUACUGUCAUGAGGAUGCUCGGACAGACCCCAACCAAAGAAGAGUUGGAUGCCAUCAUUGAGGAAGUAGAUGAAGAUGGCAGCGGUACCAUCGACUUCGAAGAGUUCUUGGUCAUGAUGGUGCGCCAGAUGAAAGAGGAUGCUCAAGGAAAAUCUGAAGAGGAGUUGGCUGAAUGUUUCCGCAUCUUUGACAAGAACGCUGAUGGAUACAUUGAUGGUGAGGAGCUGGCAGAGAUCCUCCGUUCCUCUGGUGAGAGUGUCACAGAUGAAGAGAUCGAAGAGCUGAUGAAGGAUGGGGACAAAAAUAAUGAUGGCAAGAUUGACUUUGAUGAGUUCCUCAAGAUGAUGGAAGGUGUACAAUAAACAAGUGGACAUUCCUCCGGAGUAUUUUUUUUUAAAAAGGAAACAAACUUUAUUUAUGUAAAAGAGCAAUCAUACAUGCAGUUUACAGUAUAUGGUUCUCAACAUGUCCAGUAUACAAAGCAACAUUGUACAGAUCUUGAGUGAAAAACCACAACUUCAUACAAAUGCCAUAAUAAAGAUAACAUUAUUGCGUCUCUGUGUGUGAUACUGAAGAUCAAUUUACUAUAAUAGAGGAGUAUAUAGACCAAGUAACAGGGGUAUCCUGCAAGAAGGUUUGGUCUGGUAUAGUCACAAAGAGGUUACAAAUGCAUGCAGGCAAAUUCACAAUGAUGGGUCAGUGUUGGCCGUGGGCCUUUGGGAGAGUUGCCACCUGUCUGGAAUUGUUCCUCCUCAUUCUUCUGCAUUGUCACCCAGCCCCUGCCAUCUCCUCUCCUGUUCCUGGCCGGCUCCUGUAGCUAUCCCUUACCAUCUCGUCUCAUUGCACUUUGAAGCCACAAAGGAUGAGCGUGUGGUGCCUACCUAGAAGAAGUGAUGCCAAGCUGCUGAAGAAUCCUGGAGACUGCCCUUCUGUACAGCCUGCCC